Molecule: messenger RNA, 1726 nt
Organism: Diabrotica balteata
Lineage: Eukaryota; Metazoa; Arthropoda; Insecta; Coleoptera; Chrysomelidae
Source: the annotation of a GenBank genome assembly
AUGAGGGCCGAAUUCACCAACAGCAGCCUCAACCAUUUCGAAGGCGGUUGGCCGAAAGACAUCAAUCUCACCGACGAGGAACAGACGAAGAGGUACAGAAGGAAGAUAGAGAAAGACGAACAAUUCUACCACGUCAUGAUGGCUCUUUUCAAAAAUAUGGAGAGCUGUAUUUUACAAAACAACGCUGUGAACAUCUAUCAACAGUACUUCUCCGACGUGGAAUCGACACCUUUGGUCGAACGAAGCUCUGCAAGAACUGUAAAUGUAUAUCAAGACCAGAGUACCCCUAAUAGACCCGUGACGCACAUAUCUUGGUCUCCAGAUAACCAAACCAAACUGGCCAUAUCUCACUGUAAUUUAGUAUUUCAAGCUGUUGUUGCGAAACAAGCACACGUGUCGUACAUCUGGGAAGUUGAAAACCCCAACAGACCCCUUAUUACUUUAAAACCUGAACAAUCAAUAGUAUGUUUGGAAUACAAUCAGAAGGACCCGCACAUUCUGGCUAGCGGACAGGUUAAUGGACAAGUGGCAAUAUGGGACAUCAGGAAAGGUGCGGAACCAGUUGAACUGAGUAUUAGAGAAAACAGCUUUGUAGAUCCAGUAUUGAAUGUUCUUUGGAUCAAUUCUAAAACCGGGACAGAGUUUUUUAGUUCCUCCAGUGAUGGUCAAAUAAAAUGGUGGGACACCAGAAAGCUUUCAGAUCCUACAGAAACUCUCAUUCUGGACUACGCCAAAGACGAAGAACAACAGGUAUCGAACGCUCUUGGUGCCUCUAUCUUAGAAUAUGAAGGAACCAUCCCCACUCGCUUUAUGGUAGGUACCGAACAAGGCAUGAUAAUAUCAGGUAACAGAAAAGGAAAGACAGCUAUCGAAAAAAUGGCACUGCGAAUUCCAAAUGCACAUCUGGGGCCAAUUAUGGCUUUGCAAAGAAAUCCAGCAUUUCCGAAGAAUUUUCUUACUGUAGGGGAUUGGACGGCGAAAAUUUGGUCUGAGGAUUGUAGGGAGAGCUGUAUAAUCUGGACCAGUUUUCACAAAGCUGCUUUAACUGAUGGUGCGUGGAGCCCAACAAGACUCUCAGUAUUCUUCACUACGAGAGCUGAUGGGACACUGGAUGUUUGGGACAUGUUGCAGCAACAGAAGCAAGCAAGUUUAAGUGUUCGUGUAUGUGAUGAAAAACUCACUUGCCUAAAAGCACACGAUCAAGGACGGCUUAUAGCUCUUGGAAAUCAAAAUGGGACAACGUACUUAGUCGAAUUAAGUGAGAAUCUCUCAUUGUCAGUAAAAAACGAUAAGAUGUUGUUAACAUCGAUGUUGGAUAGAGAAGCUCGGAGAGAAAAGAUCCUGGAAGCGCGCAACAGAGAACUGCGGUUAAAACAAAGACAGAAGCAACCUGGUCCGAAAGACGCUGUGGAUGACGACGAAGACGAUGACGGAAAGGUAGGGGUUGAAAGAUUUGACAACUUCGUGAAGAACUCAGAGGGUGAAUUUUAUACUACGAUAGAAAAGGAAAUGGCCAAAAUGAAGGGUGUUGAGGAACCUGAAGACACGCUGGGAGAAGAAGAUCAGGAUACGGGCGAUAUCGAAGAUGGUGGAGGUAACGAAACAACGACUAAUGAAGAAGCUACAAAUACUCAUUAAUGAAUAAGUUAGUUUUAUUCAGUAGAGUCCUACACGAAAUUAUAAUGGAAAACUGUGUUAAAUAAAAUAAAGUAUAAAAUUGGAAUCA